AUUCUAGGCCUUUAUCGAGUCUCUAGGACAUCGAAAGCGCACUGUGGCUUCCCCGAACGUCAUCAAGGAAUCCGAUUCGAGUGUCUGAGGCGCAAGUGAGACAAACUUCCCGUACCAGGUCUCCGGCGAGAACAUGUACGAUUUCGAGAGUGAACCCCCUUAUGAAGAAAUGGAGCGGAUGGCGGAGCAGCUCAUGACUCGUACGAAGCAUCGUCCGACGGUUGGCAUCAUAUGCGGCUCCGGCCUGUCGUCCCUGGCGGAUCUUCUGGGGGACAACGAUAUAAUUCCAUAUUCUGAGAUUCCAAACUUCCCCUGUAGCACAGUCAAGGGCCACAGCGGACAGUUAAUCUUUGGCAAACUGUCGGGACGCUCGGUGGUUUGUAUGAAGGGGCGAAUUCAUCCUUACGAGGGACAUCCGAUGUGGAAGUGCGCGAUGCCCGUCAGACUGAUGAAACUCUGCGGCAUCAAAUACCUCAUAGUGACAAAUGCCGCCGGAGGACUGAAUCCGAGCUUCAAUAAUGGUGAUAUCAUGAUAAUCAAAGACCACAUUAACUUCCCGGGCUUGUCUGGGAACCACCCUCUCCGUGGAGUGAACGAUGAAAGGUGGGGCCCGCGAUUCCCAGCACUGAACGGGGCUUACUGCGUAGAAUUGAGAGAAUUGGUUCGGAAGAUUGCUCUCGAGAAGGGGGCGGGCGACUUCUUGCGCGAAGGAGUCUAUUGUAUGCUCGGAGGACCGAAUUUCGAGACCGUCGCGGAGGUCAGAAUGCUUCAGCUCUUGGGAGGCGACUGCGCCGGAAUGUCCACAUGCCAUGAAGUCAUCGUAGCGAAACACUGUGGUCUCGGAGUGAUCGGACUUUCGCUCAUUUCGAACAAAGCUGUCUCCGAUUACGCAGCUAGAGAGUACGCAAACCACGACGAAGUACUAGCCACCGCGCUGCAGCGAUCCAAACUGCUCGAGAAUAUCGUAUCGGGAGUUGUGGCAGAGCUUACUGGCUGAUCAUAAUAAUUUGAGCGCAUCAUGUAUAUCUCUUUGGCGGGGGGGGGGCAAAUAAAGUCUGC
Galendromus occidentalis (western predatory mite) is the source of this 1059-nucleotide messenger RNA. Its product is annotated as purine nucleoside phosphorylase. Gene Ontology annotation, cellular component: cytoplasm. Gene Ontology annotation, biological process: nucleoside metabolic process. The record is from RefSeq and is a predicted model, not a curated record. Gene Ontology annotation, molecular function: purine-nucleoside phosphorylase activity. NCBI's taxonomy places the organism in Eukaryota, Metazoa, Arthropoda, Arachnida, Mesostigmata, Phytoseiidae. Bases 134 to 997 code for a protein of 287 amino acids. The transcript is spliced from 3 exons.